Molecule: messenger RNA, 2025 nt
Organism: Penicillium daleae
Lineage: Eukaryota; Fungi; Ascomycota; Eurotiomycetes; Eurotiales; Aspergillaceae
Exons: 3
Coding region: 1-2025 (674 amino acids)
Molecular function (GO): cholinesterase activity
Source: RefSeq, a predicted model, not a curated record
AUGUCGCGUGCUCUUCCAUAUUUUAUGCUAGGUCUGGGAUUGGCGGCUAGGCCAGUCGUGAGCACGGGGACAUUGGAUACCGACAUAUCGAUUCUUAUUCACAAUGACUUGCUGGAAAGCUCCAGUCCCAAUGCUGGGUCCGGUGUCCUCCUACUGGAUGCAAUGCCCUUACAGAGUGCCCUGAAUAGUUGCAACAGCCUUGGCGAGUCGCUAUGGGACUCAAGUUCAGGUACCGAGAAUAUACAGAACGAUCUAGACUACCUUGUCUUGCAAGGACGAUACGCCCCCGAGCAGAGGUAUUGGAUUGCCCCUGUCCACGGUACACCGUCCAGCGUGGAUGUGAACGGCCACGUGAACAAAACUUCUGCAAAUGAGCAAUUGCCAGUGCUAUGUACGCAGACUGCUCCAUAUUCUACGCCUGAUGAAAAGAACACGAAUGCUACAUGGCAGGUCACUGUCAAUUCCAAUAAGCAAUAUCUCACUGGUUUCCGUGAUCGAUACAGCUUUCGUUUCCUUGGCAUUCGAUAUGCCGAACAGCCAAAACGAUGGACCUACUCCGAGUCUUAUGAAGGAAACGGCAAUCAUGUAUCUGCUCUCGACUACGGCUCCGAGUGUGUGCAGGGCUCGGACGGAUCAGAAGAUUGUUUCUUCCUGAACGUCUGGACUCCAUAUCUUCCAAACCAAAAAGCCAACUCCGGCAAAAAGCUGAAACCAGUGAUGUUUUGGAUUCACGGCGGUGCCUUCACAAGUGGUACAGGCAGUGAUCCUACAUUCGAUGGAGGGAAUUUAGCAUCGCGAGGAGACGUGGUCGUCGUCACUACCAAUUACCGCCUGGGCACACUGGGUUUCCUCGCCUUGAACGACGGCGUCACAAAUGGAAAUUACGGAUUGGCAGACCAGAUCACCGCGCUUGAGUGGGUUCGUCGCAAUAUCCAGGACUUUGGUGGCGAUCCCGACCAAAUCACUAUUUUCGGGCAAUCGGCAGGCGCAGGAUCAGUCCGGGCCUUGCUGGCAUCGCCCAAAUCUCAAGGGAAGUUUGCAGGUGCGAUUAUGCAGAGCAAUCUUGGUGGUCUGGCAUAUGGUACGACGUACUCGAAGUACUACACUAUUAAGGAAGAGAUGAAAGUGGUCGGUGACGCUAUACUGCGAGAAUCGAAUUGCACACAUGCUCACUCACAGCUUGAAUGCUUACGAGCCAUUCCCGCGCUGACCAUUUCCACUCUCAGUGAUUCGGCGCGCUACCUUGUUGUGGAUGGAGAAUAUCUUCAAAGCUCGGAACUCGACCUGAAGAGCCUUUCUACCGCGAGGGUACCUUUGAUGCUUGGCACAGCUCGAGAUGACGGUGCUGCCAUGAUUAGCUAUCCUACAGACGGACAGACCAUCCAGCAGUUCUUGAACAUAAGUGGCCUACCAUCAACGAUUGCCCCAAGCCAGGUAUUCCCGGUACCCUCUGGCUCCAACAAGACACUGGACAUCUUCAACACAACAGCACGAGUGGCAACGGACGGAAUGUUCCGAUGCAUCGACCAAGCAACAGCAUACGCUGGACUCAACAACCACAUAUUCCCCGAAAUCUUUUUCUACGAGUUCAACCGUACCUACCAGAUGCCCGGCUGGUCCCCUAAUCCUCCUCUCUGCCAAGCACCCGUGACAACAGACUACCCCAACGGCGAUCCAAACCAAGAAUACUUCAAGUGUCACUCUGGUGAACUCUACUAUGUAUUCGGCAACGUCAUACGUCAAAGCCUUGCAUUGAGAGAUGAUUUCGAUCUGCCGUUCCAGCAGUUCGUGCUGGAUUCUUGGGCUAGUUUUGCCCGAACGUUCAAUCCAACGCCGGAUGUGAAAUACACGAAAGUAAGGGGAUAUGUCAAUACAACUCGACAGGUCGAAGAAACUGGCCCAUGGACGCCUUUCAAGCGCGGCAGUUAUCAGAUGCGGCGUUUGCAGUGGCCGUCCUCUAUGGUGGAUUUGGAUGAGACCGAGCAGUGUCGUACUUUGGAUCUGCCUUUGAGUUAUUACGAUUAA